AAAAAAUAUAUAAUAAAUAUUAAUAUUUUGAGUAAAAUCAAUGUUUUUUUUAAAAAAAUAAAGAAUUUUAAAGGGAAAAAAUGAAAUGGAAAAACUAUUUAUUAUUGAUAUUAAUUUCAAAAUUUAUUUAUGCAGAUAAAUCAAAGAAAAUGAUAUGUCAUGGUAAAAAAGAAUGUUAUCCAGAGGUUUUUGAGGCAACAAAUGUGUUUCAGGUAGUUCAUGAAGAUCAAAUACUUCCUCCAGGACUUCAUAUCCGUCUUGAUUUUAGUACGGGUAUAAAGGAAGCUAAGAUUAUAGAUGAGAAUGAAAACGAUAAAAACAAUGUUAUUUUGGUUUAUCAAGAUGGACAUAUUGAAUCUACAAAUAUCAUUAAGGAAAGCCCAGUUUUUUCCCAUAUUGCUGAGAUAAAACCUAAUCUUAAAAUAUCUCAAGUAGAACAUGAAGAGUUUUCUAUGGCUUUAAAGCUUUUAAUAUCGGAUAAAUAUAAUGAUUCUACAGAAGAAUUGAUUAAUGUUCUUUCAGUACUGGAGGAAUUAUCACAUGAAUUUGAAUUUGGAAUAAAAAUAUGUAAAUCUAGGCUUGCAGUGGAACGUCUUAUUGAACUUUUAGAAACGUCAAAUUCGAUAUUUAUUAAAAAGUUAGCAAUUACAGUUUUAGGAUCAUCUGUUCAAAAUAAUCCUCAAGCGCUUGUAUAUAUUUCUGAUAUGAAGCUUACAGAAGUUUUGCUUAAUAGAUUACAAUAUGAAAAGGAUGAUGGAAUAAAAAUAAAAGUGUUAUAUACAUUAUCUUCUAUUGUUAAAUCAUCUAGUGGAAUGAAUGAAUUUUAUAUGACGCAUGGUGAUAAAAUACUUUAUGAGAUAUUUAAAAAAACGCAAAACCCUGCUUUGAUAUCAAAAUGUGCAAGUUUUAUAGAGGAUAAUUAUUUCCAAGAUCAAAAUUAUAAUAAUGAUAAAUUUAAAACAACAUCGCUUUCUUUUUCUAUGUAUAUUGAUUCAAUUAUUAAACAUUGGUGUGAAGAUUUUCAAUUAGUGCUUUUUAGGAAUGAAUUAGAUACAGAUUCCAAAGAAAAAAUAUUAUCUGCAUUGAGUAUUUUAAAAAAAAAACAUUAUAGUAUAUGUAAGCCUGUUAGUGGGUUUUUAGAAUUUUUAAAUCAUGAAACUACAUUAGUAUAUGAAAAAGGACAUCCAUAUAUAGGUCUUCUUGAAUCCAUUCAACAUUUAUUUCAAACUUUUGGCGAGGAAGAUAGAACAUAG
Pneumocystis murina B123 is the source of this 1253-nucleotide messenger RNA. RefSeq lists its product as hypothetical. The record is from RefSeq and is a predicted model, not a curated record. The coding region runs from base 81 to 1253 and encodes 390 amino acids. Gene Ontology annotation, molecular function: adenyl-nucleotide exchange factor activity. Gene Ontology annotation, cellular component: endoplasmic reticulum. NCBI's taxonomy places the organism in Eukaryota, Fungi, Ascomycota, Pneumocystomycetes, Pneumocystales, Pneumocystaceae. The transcript is spliced from 3 exons.